This is a messenger RNA of Salvia splendens (bonfire salvia), 912 nucleotides long. Its product is annotated as protein FANTASTIC FOUR 3. The transcript has a single exon. The record is from RefSeq and is a predicted model, not a curated record. Lineage: Eukaryota; Viridiplantae; Streptophyta; Magnoliopsida; Lamiales; Lamiaceae. The coding region runs from base 77 to 784 and encodes 235 amino acids.
AAUUUCAAGAAAACAAACCUCGUCCUCAACACUAAAACUUCCAACUCUUUUUUUCUCUCUCUACAAAAUCAACACCAUGUCCACAAUAGUCUGCCAGCAGAAUUUCGUCACCGAGACCACUACCACCCUAAAACUCAGAGUCGCGCAGGCCGGCGCCGGCGAUGACCCUCUCGGAAGCUGGGGAUUUCUCCAAAACAACUCUCACCAAUCAUCAGCCCUCAAUAAAGAUUUCUACUACACUCACCCUUUAUCCUACAAUUCCAAACUCAGCCCCAAAUCCCUUCAAUUAUGCACCGAGAAUUUGGGGAGCGAAUCCGGCUACGACACCUUCUCCGACUGCACCACCAUUUUCUCCGCCUCCGACGAUCACCCAACCUUCUCACUCCGCCACUGCAAACACCAGAAAGCUUCGCCCAAAUACUACCGGAAAAUUAAUGAUUUUCCGCCGCCACUCACCACAAUGAGCGGCGCCAGCUCGCUGCAGGUGCGCCGCCACAGCGAAGGCGGCCGCCUCAUCAUCGACGCGGUCGAGGGGCCUUUCAGAAACUCCUACCUCCACGCCGAGAGGAGUGACGGCCGCCUCAAGCUCUCCUUCACCACCGCCACCGCUGAAGAGGAAGAAAUUGAGGAGUCUGAAAAUGAAUCUGAAUCGGAAUCAGAAUCGGAUAUGAAUUUGUUGGAGAAAUUUCAGAGGUUUAGUAGGUGCAAAGAUGGCGGCAGCCAUGAAACCAAAGCGUUGUGCAGUAAUUGGAAACCUUCAACACUUUGCGUCGCAACUUCCUAAUAUUUUUUUCUAAUAGUUUUUGGAUCUACAAAUUUUAGUUUUGUUGGAUCCUUUUUUACCCUAACUAAUUUUUUCGUUUUGCCUUUACUUUGGAUGGAUUGGAAUUAUGGGGUGUGGUUUGCACAUCA